This is a messenger RNA of Trypanosoma grayi, 627 nucleotides long. RefSeq lists its product as hypothetical. Lineage: Eukaryota; Euglenozoa; Kinetoplastea; Trypanosomatida; Trypanosomatidae. The transcript has a single exon. The record is from RefSeq and is a predicted model, not a curated record. Bases 1 to 627 code for a protein of 208 amino acids.
AUGGCCUCUGUGGCGGCGACGCACGCCAAGAAGGCUGCCACAGAAUUUGACGAUGAGAUGGAGAUUGGGACUGCAAGCGUGAGUAACGCUGCCCACUCUACUGGAGGCGCCGACAUGUUGAACAAUGAAACAAUGAAGGCGAUGUGGAAGGCUAUUCAGGCAGUAGAGACAACGAGGUGGGGUGCCGCGGAGGCAAGCAAUAUCGCUGACGAGGCAUCGAAGAGCGCUGCCGUUGCAGCGGGGACCGCCGACUCCGUGAUGACUCUCUCGGAGUCCGCUGCCGCUGCCGCGAAGAAAGCAAUGCAACAGGCUCGGAUGGCCAAGGCAGCGGUUGAGACUGCGAGGACUAACGCUGAAGAGGAAUCCAAAAAGUCUGCCGAUAAUCACACUGAGGCAGAUAAUUCUGCGAAUGGAGUCGCGGCCACUGAGGCUGUGAACCGCCCCCAAAACACCGCGGCCCGCAGUCAGCGAGACAACGCUCAGCAGGACAAAAGUCAUCGAGACGACGCUCAGCAGGUCAAAAGUCAGCGAGACAAUGGUCGAGCAGAUGGCACCAGCCGCCCUCCGUGGGUGCGUGCACCGCUGCUGCUUGCGUUGGUGGUGCUUGCCUCCCUUGCUGUGUGCUGA